This is a messenger RNA of Penicilliopsis zonata CBS 506.65, 3666 nucleotides long. RefSeq lists its product as hypothetical. Bases 220 to 3627 code for a protein of 1135 amino acids. Lineage: Eukaryota; Fungi; Ascomycota; Eurotiomycetes; Eurotiales; Aspergillaceae. Gene Ontology annotation, biological process: transcription by RNA polymerase II; RNA polymerase II preinitiation complex assembly. The transcript has 4 exons. Gene Ontology annotation, molecular function: TBP-class protein binding; RNA polymerase II general transcription initiation factor binding; histone acetyltransferase activity. The record is from RefSeq and is a predicted model, not a curated record. Gene Ontology annotation, cellular component: transcription factor TFIID complex.
UCUUGCUCUUUCUCUCUCUUUCUGUUUACCCAUCUUUUUCCUCCCAUGCUCUUUACCACACACUCGUUGCUCUCUCGCAAGAAAAAACCUCGAUUUUGACGCAGGAGCUGGUCUCUGUCGCAGGACUAAGUGCGCUACUUCCAAGAUACUUCAAAAGAGAUCACUAGAACAUCUCUGUCGACUCCCUUCACCACCUCUUGCAUUUUCCACUCGAUCAAGAUGCCUCACGCGACGGGCCCCACCGCGGCCGACGCGGAGGACGCCGAGUUCGAAAAUGUGAUGCGACAAAUGAACGGUCCGAUGAAUAACGACAUUUCCUUCGACUUCCUGAACCGCGAACUUGAACCCGGCGAAAAGGCAGACGACGCGGUGGACUACGAAGACAUAGAUGAUGACGAUGAUCUGCCUGAUGAAGAGCCCGCGUCGUACCGACCGGGCGCAGCAGCAGAAGACAACGGUAUUGUUGACGAUCAGACGGUAGCCGGCAAGGAUGUGUCGGAUGGCUUCGAUGAUAUUUUUGGAGACGCUGGCGGUGAUGCCGGGGACGGCCAGCACGCUCCGGAGGACGACCUGGACGAUCUGUUUGGAGACGGGCCUGACUUGCCGACCGGACAGGAGGUCGAUCACACACGCGAUUUGUUUUUUGACGACGAGGAAGAUGGCUCUGCGCUUCCCAGCGUGCCAGAACAGAUCCAGGUUCCCCCGGAACGAGAUGAGAUUAUGGAGCAAGCUGCAGCAGAGGCCGGGGAAGAAGAAGAGGAGGAAGAUGAUCAGGCAGAAGAUGGAGCGCUGUCGCCUACUGCAGAAGACAUGGACCCCGCGCUUCUCCGUGCCUGGAAGCUUCAACAAGCCCUGUUCGCCAUGUCAUCGAAUGUCAUGGACCAUCCCCCUGCGCCACCGGAGAACGUGGAGGAGCUGCUGCAGUCCCUUUUCCCUGACUUCGACCGCAAGGCGCUCCCCCGGUUUCUCGAGUUGAUCCCCCACAAGAAAGCAUACUUCCUCGGCAAGCAGGCGCUCAAGCCUCCUAAGUCAGUUGUUCCCACCAAAGUCAGUAUCGAGCUGGCUCAAGACCAAGAGCGUAUUUUCAAGGCAGGCAGCCAGGCGCAGAAGCGUCAGCUCGAGUCAGAACAUCAUGGGGUUGUCCAUGUCAUCGAUGCCACACAAGAAGAAGAGGAAGGAGAAGACCUUAAAGGAGAUUUUGACCAUGACCUAGAUACAAACGAGGUUUUACCGGGAGGUGUCACCUUGCAGGACCUGCGAGUCAUCUGCACCGACUGGGACACCAAGAGUGACGUCGCAUCGGAGAUGGAUAUCGAUGAGCCAGAAGGCAAAGAGCAUCGCGGUGAGUCCGGAAUCGAUGCCGAAGAUGACUGGCUGUUCGAGACCACCCGUCCAGCGAAGAAACGGAAGCUUGGCCGAGAUCCUAUGGAUGUGAUCGCCCUGUCCCAUAUCGAACUGCCGCUGUUAGAUGACCCGGAACAAGUGACCGCACGUAUCUCGAAGAAGGUGCACAUCGACAUGAAUGACCCGUUCCUGCUUCUGGACGAACAGGGUCCCGAAUCAGUGACGCAGAAAGCAAAGGCACUAGGCUCACUCAAGAGAGACGAGAUGGACGCCAACGUCACCCGUCGUCUCACCUCACGGUACAAUAUCUCCAACGACCAAGCAUACGACAUGUUGAAGCAGAACCACCAGAACAAGGUUCGAAGCACUCUCGGAAACGUCACUCUAGAACAUAGUAUGCCGGCCUUGCGGCUGCAGUGGCCCUACUACAAAACCGAGCUGGCCAAGGCAGAGGCCCGUUCGUUCCACCGGCCCGCCCUGUCCUUCCGUCCGGGUCAGAGCUGUUGGUUCAAGAACCCGGCAUAUAUCAAGCGGAAGCACCAGCGAGGCAAGGACAUCAAGGCGCUCUACGAUUCUACCAGGUCGCUGUCCAUGGCCGACAACUCGAACGUCCUGUUGCUGGAAUAUUCCGAGGAAGCCCCCAUCAUGCUCUCAAACUUCGGUAUGGCCAACCGAUUCAUUAACUAUUAUCGGCGCAAGAAUAUGGAAGAUCCGACUCGUCCCAAAGCAGACAUCGGCGAGACGGUCGUUCUUCUCCCACAGGACAAGUCCCCCUUCUCGAUCUUUGGACAUGUUGAGCCCGGCGAGAUCACCCCUGCCAUUUCCAAUUCCAUGUACAGAGCCCCCCUGUUCCCCCACCAGGCCAAGUCAACCGAUUUCUUGGUUGUCCGCAGCAGCACUGGCAGCGGUGGAAGUGACUACUUCCUUCGGAACAUCGAGAACCUGUUCAUUGUCGGCCAGCAGUUCCCCUCGGUCGAUGUUCCGGGCCCUCACUCGCGUAAAGUCACCACCGUGGCAAAGAACCGCAUGAAGAUGCUAGUCUACCGUCUACUAAAGAAGAGUGGAGAGCUCAGACUGUCGAUCAGCGACGUCACCGCCCAUAUUCCGGGCACCACCGACAUGCAGAACCGGCAGAAAGUCAAAGACUUUCUCCAGCAUGAUAAAGAUUCCAAGUACUGGGUGCCCUUGGAGCCCGUUCCCGAGUCGACCACCGUCCGGUCCUGGGUUCAGCCGGAGGACGUCUGUCUGCUCGAAUCGAUGCAGGUGGGUCAGCAGCACCUCCAUGACACGGGGUACGGUAACGAAGCGGAGACCGCAGGGGACGAGGAGGACGACGGUGAAGGAGAAAGCUUCGAGCAGCAAAUGGCGCCAUGGAAAACUUCGCGCAAUUUCCUACUUGCCUCGCAGGGCAAGGCUAUGCUCAAGCUCCACGGCGAAGGCGACCCGACCGGUCGUGGAGAGGGAUUCAGCUUCAUCAAGACGUCCAUGAAAGGUGGCUUCAAGGCUAUCGGCGAGAGUGUCGAGGACAAGUUGGACGCGCAGCGGCUCAAGGAACUCGGUGGCCACAGCUACAAUGUUGCCCGACAGCAGAAGUCGUACGAGCAGUCGAUCCGCCGCAUCUGGGAUGCCCAGAAAGCGAGCCUUUCUUCGACGGUGGAACAUUCUGAUGACGACGAAAGUGACAUGGACGGCGUUGAGGAAUACAGCAAGCCAACUCCACGGUCAGAAGCCUUCACUCCCGCGCCCGCUCGCCGUGAUGACGAGACGACGAGUCAGUUCAGUAAGCUUAGCGUGACGAGUCAACGGGGCAAAGUGUUGCGUAUCAUCCGCGAGUACAGAGGAGAGAAAGGCGAAAUCGUUCAGAAAGAACAUAUUGUCUCCGAUCCUCGUGUCAUCCGCAAAUACAUCCAGCAUCGCCACCGAUUGGAAGCUCUGCACACCAAGCUCGAGUCUUUGCAGCCAACCGGCGACCCGGAGAUCGAUGCGCGGAACAAGAAGCUACUCGAAGCGGAACUGAGCCGUCUGAACCGCAACAAGGAACGCCGCUUUGCCCGCGAAAAGCAAAAGGGGGUGACCAAGGCCCCUGGCGCAGAGUCGCCUGCAGAAGGGGGUUCCGGCACUCCCGGCAAAUCUGGAGGCACCCAGCGCAAGUGCGCCAAUUGCGGCCAAGUCGGCCAUAUCAAGACAAACAAAAAACUCUGCCCGCUCCUGAACGGCACCAUGAAGCCCGAGGACCGCAUGGGCGAUUCGGCCUUCUCAAUGGGAGCCCCCCCGGCCAUCUAAUUCGAUGUUGAAAACACCAAAAAAAAAAAAAAAAAUAAC